Molecule: messenger RNA, 5104 nt
Organism: Phasianus colchicus (ring-necked pheasant)
Lineage: Eukaryota; Metazoa; Chordata; Aves; Galliformes; Phasianidae
Gene: EMCN
Product: endomucin
Source: RefSeq, a predicted model, not a curated record
CCCCAAAAUAAGCAGGAAUGGGCAGUGACUAGGCACGGUCUCCAUGGAGUAAUUAGGGCCCACGGCAGUGCACAGGAGCACUCCCUGCCCAGCUGUGUGCGGGAGAGCUGCCUGCCACCACCCAGCAUGGAGCUCCUGAGGACUGUCUGCCUCCUCCUUGCUGCGCUCUGUACCUGCGCUCUGUGUCAAGGUGACAUUUCAGACACUACUGUCAGUGCAAAUGUUUCUGCAUCUACAACAAAAACUGAGGAGGAAGAUUUGAACACAAACGUUUCAAGAGCAUCGACACUUCUAGCAACAAAGCUGACAACAACUACAGCCUCAACUAUGACUCUGUCCAUUACAACAAGCUGUAACACAACUACUCCAGCUAAUGCCACAGAAAGUACGACACAACUUACAGCUGCGCAGCAGCCAGCACAGGUGACCCCUACGGCAGGAACUGAAAGUGACAACACCACAAGUGCUGUGCAAGUGAAUGGAACACAGUCUGCACAAAAUGAGAGUUUGAGUGCUACGACUACUAAGACAGGGACUUUGUCUCCUACAACCUCUUUACAAGAAAAUACUACUGCUCCUGGAACCUCAGACCUUUCUGUGAGCACCCUGCCAAUACCAACAGAUUCUGGCAGUACUGGAAACAGUUCCGAAAAAACGAAAGCAUUGGAGGAUACUAUCCAUUACUCUAGUGUUAUCCUGCCCAUUGUCAUCGCCUUGAUUGUCAUUACCCUCUCCGCCUUCUCUCUUGUGGCCUUGUACAGAGUGUGCCAGAAGAAAACUCCAGACAGACAAGAGAACGGCACUGAACAGACCCAGUCAGAUAAAGAAGGUGUCAAACUUCUGUCCGUGAAGACAACUUCUGCUGAGACUGGAGAAAAUUCAUCUCAGGGGAAGAGUAAAGCUCGACAGUGUGAUGAUUCCUCUUCAAACUUCAGCAAUAAAUAUAUGUGAAGCAGCCUGGUUUAAGGACUUCCCACCAAGGUUGCAAUGCCACAGGAACUGUGCAGCAGCUGAAGCUUUUUGCCAGGCAGGACACUUGUGCUAAUGACCAGCCCUUGACUCCUAAGCCUCAAGUGCCUCCUGUCCUUUCUGGAACAACGUGCUUUUUUGAUGGCUUAAUAACUGGUAUAUCAUAUGUAUUUAUUAUGUUCUCAUAUAGUAGAAGCAGGAAAACUCUCAAGAAGGUUGAAGAGGGUGUUUGCAUAGUCAUUAUUACAAGAAUCUUCUGCACAUACAGGAAGGAAUAUGUUAGCAUACUUUGUUGAACUUAUGGUAUUUAAGGUUUUUUUAAUUGUAUGUAGCAAAAUACAAACUUGGCCUGACCCUUGAAACAUUACUGGGCCAACUGUCACAAUGAAAGUUAAUUCAGUGAUUUCCUGGAGACUCCCCACUGAAGCACAUGCUUUACUUGUCAUAAAUGUUUACAGGAUGGGAUGCCUGGGUGAAAUACUGAAGUGCAUGCUUUAUUUCUGUAAAGGGGGGGAAUAUGCUUUGCACUGAUGUUUGCGUUUUUGUUUUUUGAAGUUCUUUAAAUUGCUGAAUAUGGUCCUUGUGAUGUAGCAGGCAACACGGUUAAUUUUCUCCUGUUCCUUGGCUAGCCAAUGCACUAUGCAUGCUGUGAAUGACUCCUCUGCAAGCUGAGGUGCACGGUAGGGAUCAGGAGGAAAAGCAGUUGUGCAGCUGAACCCUGUAUUUGGAGUAAUGCAUGAGAUUCCUGUUGGCUACCGAAUAACUCUGGAAGUUUAAGGAGUAUUUCAAGUGAUGAUUACAGACUCUUAAUCUGUACAGAGCUGAUGCUGCAAAAAUAUCAAGUAGUGCUUCUACCUGCAUGUAUCCUACUCUGCUAGAACUGUAAAUGUUCAAAAAUUAUAUUAAUGUGAGCAUCUGCUCAGCCUCAGUCCACUGGCUCUGGCAGUGUGCUGAGAAGCUCCAUCGUUGUGUUGGGGAAAGGAAAGGAGACAGUUGGUGGUGUAAGUGUGGGGCUGAGAGCCAGGCCAGCAAUUUGAGUUGUGAUACCAUUGAUACAGUGCUUUUGAGGAAACUUCUCUCUCCAGUUUCCCUCUGUGGGUUGAGAAAACUUAACUAGUAGUAUGGGAAAAGAUUAAAUGGUUUUGUUAGUUAUGACAGAUAAAGUGUUCAUUUCCCUGCUUUUGACUGUUGCUCUUAUUUCAUCAGUGAUAGAUCUAAUCCUCUGUCUUAGCAGCACCAAGAGAAAUUUUGAUGAAGUUUUGUAAAAGUUGAGAAAAGAACAAGGGCGCUCUAUGCUGCAGCUGAACUUCCAUGGUCUGUUUGGGUGCUCCUGGGUCACUUGGGUUACUCCAGAGCAGAGGAGUUUUGUACCUUUCUAAAGCAAGUAGAAAACUCCUCUGCUCUAGAGCAACCUUUAGAAGGGUCAGGUUGCCUAAAAUAUACCAGAUAGCAUCUGCAUCUAUUCAGAUUCCUGAUUGCUGAAGUUUCCAAUGAAGAAAGAAAGCAAUCAUUGUGCAUUUUCAUGUUGAUUUUAAAAUAUUUUUGUAGCAUGUUGCAUCCUACUGAGAGGACAGUAGAAAAGACCAGAGAAACAUUACAAAAAAUAUGUGUAUGUGUAAAAUUUGUUCAUUACCUCUAUGAUGUGUCAAGAAGAGAAAACAACUUCCUAUUAAAAGUUAUUAUCCGUAUUAAAAGGCUCUACUUUUUCUCUUUGCAGAAAUGCAGUUCAUUACCUGUGCCUAGCACCAGAGAUGGCCACUGCGCUGCACUGCUGUGGCACAGGGUGAGCUGAGCACAUUGCUAUGAGCCCAGGCAUCAGGUGCUCCAGGCAUGGUAGGCAGGGGAGGACCAGGUCCUGCAGAUGUGCUGAGGAGUGCAGGAAACUACUCCUUCUUGCAGAUGGUGAGGGGAGAGAAAAGGGCUUGCUGCAAAUCACUAGCUAUUGUAUUUGUCCAAAACACCUGCUUGACACUUUCUAGUCACUAGCAUGGCCAAAAACAUGUGCAAGGGGCCUGUAGUACCCUUGUGAAACAUCAGCAGAGCUGUCUGAUUCAUCAUGGAUUAUUCCAGUGGGAACAUAGGAGCAGUGGGAAUAGUUUGAAGGCAGAAUCCCAGCCUUCCUGCUCCCAGCCUCGCCACUAUCCAAUAUGGUCUGUGGACUCCAGUAGGCAUUAGGUACUCUAAAAAUCCACAUGCAGCUCAUUUUGGCACAUUGGGCAGAUGUCUACAAUGUGUGCUGGCCAUCAGCUGGCCAUUCUGCUCACUGUUCUGCUUCCUGUACUGUGGGACUCAACACACCAUGUCUGUGGACAUAGCUAAGUGCAGGCUGCUAUGGCACGACUCAGAAAGGUUCUCAAAUGCACAAAUAUCACCCAGAGACCUCUGUGCUGCCCAGGAAGGCUGAGCAUUGGGCAAGGUUUGGCCCCAUGUCCCCUCCAAUACUCUGCAGCCAAGAGCAAAGAUCUCUCAGGGCCUCCCCAGAACCAUCAGUUAUGGCUCCUCAAUUUCUUCAAAUUAGGACUCUAUAUCUAAUAAAAUAAGUGAGCUUAAAGAUUACUCUGUCAAUUGAGUCAGAUUUUUUUCCGUUUAUGGCCAAGGGCAACCCAUAAAGCACAGACUUUAAUUAACCCCAAUGAAUGCAGCGGAUAUGAAACACCAGUGCUCUUGAAAUACGGCUGAAAGGUCUUCUGAGUUCCCCCACACCCAUCCUGCAAGCUCACUAGCCCCAGGAAGAGCAGAACAGUGCCAAGAUGCACCUCAGGACAAGAAGCCACAUACAGAGGUAAAUCCCAUUUCUUUCAGCAGCAAAAGUUCACCCAGACUCAAGGCCAAGAUCUCAGGCUGAGGGCAAAAACAAACCCAUGGCUGGCAAAGCCCUCCUCUCUACUGCGGGCAUCAGGGCAGACACCCACUGCUGGGACCUCAUCAGAGCACUACCAGAGCAGCACCAGGCACUGCAGUGACAACUUAGAAACAUCAUCCCCCAAUAACUACAUAAAACCAGGAGGGAGGACAGGAAUACUGAUGCUUUUCAUCUUCCAUUCCACAGCACUUUCAGUUCCCCCAGGUGUGGUGCUUUCCGGUAGAAGAACAGCUGUAUUCUUUUGCCCUUUUUUACUAUUUUCAACUUUCAGAUUUCCUCAUGAACCAGCAGGACACCUCCCUGCCUGGAGUCGUUGUUCUUCUUCCCAGAGCAAUUCAUUCUGUCCUUCUCCUCUCCACUUUCCAUCUGCAUGCUCCAUUGGCAGCAUUAAGCCACCUCCGCUGCCCCAGGGCUGCUGUUUGGAUGAUGUUAAACAACUAAAACACGAUUACAGGCAGCACAGCACAGCAGAGAACAAACCAGCAAAAAUCCAACCAUACAUAAUGCCAUGGAGCCCGUGCAACUGUCCAUCUCCAGCUCUAGGAGAUAAUUCAGCUUUUCUGAGGAGCAAUAAUGAGCCUUCUGCACAUGCCUCAGUUCCCAGCAACGCCAAGGCACGUUUCUUCAUGCAUGGACACACAGAUGAGCUGGAUUGUCCUCAUGGCUCCUCGAGACUGCCAGCUUUGCACUUCAGGCCUCUUCUCACUGCUCUACGUGCAGGCUGUUCUUCUAAGAACUUCAUACAUGUGAGUGCACUGUCUGGCUGCAGCUGAUGAAGCAAGGGAAGAGGGUGAGGUGGAGCGUGCUGAGUGCAGCCCAUUUAACUGGGGGAUGAUGGGGGACAGAGCUGAGCUUUGCUGCCCCACUCCAGACCCUCAAUACGCUGUGCCUGUCCUUCAGAAGCCACCACGGUGGCACCACCAGGCAUAUGGCUGCACUCCCAGGCAGGUUUCUUGCUGCUGUUAUUUUGCACACUCCUUUGUGGCAAUAAGUGCCACUGUUUGCAAAGGAUGGAGAUUUUGGUGUAUCUUCCAUUCCCCCAAAGCCUGGAUGUGACCAGGGGAGCAGAGAAAGCUCUGGGGUCCCUGGUUAGAAAUGUUUCUUCCAGCCGGUGGAUGGAUCUGUUACUCUUCCAAGGGAUCCCCUUCAGCUUCACUGCAGGUCUGAAUUAACCUGUUCCUAAUGCUCCUUUGCCUGCUGGGGCCAGCCUUGGGCACCUAUGGCUGGGCAGCAGACUGACACCUGGCACUUGGAGCAUGCUGAUGGGGCACC